This is a messenger RNA of Didymodactylos carnosus, 876 nucleotides long. NCBI's taxonomy places the organism in Eukaryota, Metazoa, Rotifera, Eurotatoria, Philodinida, Philodinidae. The record is from the annotation of a GenBank genome assembly.
AUGGCCAAUCACAUCAUAUUGUUGUUAGCUUUAUUUAUUACAUUUUUUUACACAUCUAAUAGUAGUAGAAUAGCUCUUCCUCCUUCACCAGAUCCACAUCCUGUUCCACCUCAGCCGAGUCAGUAUACUACAUCAAUUAUAUUAAAUGGAAAACCUGCAGUCUACUAUGCAGAUACAACGGUUUAUAGAGAUAGACUCGAUGAAAUUAACCAAAAUCAUAUCACAAUUAUAGACUUCCAAAAUUUUCGACAAUAUGUCAUAUCAGGAGAAGCGUGUUCAUGGGCUCAAAUUCCGGGAAAAAUAAAACCUAUGUUGGUAUUUCCAACUUAUGACUUUAAUGGAAAUCUAACACAUAAUAACACCUUAUGUAAUAAAUGGAGUGGCUGUCAUGAUUAUGAGAUACCUCCAGCACCAUUUUAUUAUUAUGCAACAGUAAAAGGAAAUAUACCAGUGGAUUUAAAUUUACCUACUAUUGAUGUUAAUAUUCAUUUUUCUAACUUUACUUAUGGUCCUCCGCCGUCAUCCGUAUUUGAUAUUCCAAAUUUUAUUAUUAUAUCCACUGAUGAUAUUCUGAUAUUUAGUAAAGAUGAGCGUAAACGUUCACAAUUUAAUACCACAUUUCAUGGAACACCACCUAGUCCAUUAAAAUCAUCACUUAUCAUACCAUUGGAACAACAAUCGGAAUCAAGUCUGCGUCGAUUAACUGCCAAAUAUAAACGUGGGCCGCAGUCAAAAGUUAAUCCAUCAAAUACAAAUGAGAAUAAUGAUUAUGGUGGAGAAACGACACCAGAAGUCGUCGAACAACCGAAAUUUUUGUACAAAGCUUCUGUUACUCAUAAAGUCCCUUUUCAAGAACAAGUACAAUUAGUAACUUAG